Messenger RNA from Miscanthus lutarioriparius, 1098 nucleotides. The record is from the annotation of a GenBank genome assembly. NCBI's taxonomy places the organism in Eukaryota, Viridiplantae, Streptophyta, Magnoliopsida, Poales, Poaceae.
AUGGCCCACAGCGGCCGGCGGCGCACCAGCGGCUGCACCGUCAUCAGGAGCUCCUUCGCGCCCUGCUCGCCGGCGUGCAAGCCCACGACGCUGCGGAUCGGCAGCAAGUGGGCGGAGCUCCAGGGCGCGCGGGACUGGGACGGCCUGCUGAGCCCGCUGGACGGCGCGCUCCGGGGCGAGCUGGUCCGGUACGGGGAGUUCGUGCGCGCGGCGUACGCCAGCUUCGACUUCGACGGCGGCGCGCCGUCCUACGGCUCGUGCCGGUUCCCGAGCCGCUCCCUGCUGCGCCGCGCGGGGAUGCCGGGGAGGCGGGGACCGGGUACCGGCUACAUCGGCUUCGUCGCGGUGUGCGACGACGAGCGCGAGAUCGAGCGGCUCGGCCGCCGCGACGUCGUCGUCGCGUUCCGCGGCACCGCCACGUGCGGCGAGUGGGUGGACAACUUCAAGUCCGGCCUGACAAGGCUCCCGAUCCCGACCGGCGAAGAGAAUGGAGAGGAGGAGGCGAUGGUGGAGAGCGGGUUCUGGAGGCUCUUCACGGCGCCAGGCGAGGCGCACAGCAGCCUGCAGCAGCAGGUGCGCGACGAGGCGCGGCGGAUCGCCCACGAGUACGGCGGCAGCGGCAUGCCGCUGCUGAGCAUCACGGUGACGGGGCACAGCCUCGGCGCCGCGCUCGCGGUGCUCACCGCCCACGAGAUCGCGACGACGCAGCAGCAGCGACAGGAAGAGGAACACAGCGGCGCCGAAGAGCCGGAGAUGAUGGUGGCGGCCGUGUCGUUCGGCGGGCCGCGCGUGGGCAACGCGGCAUUCCGGCGCAGGCUGGAGGAGAGCGGCGGCAAGGUGCUCCGCGUGGUGAACUCGGACGACAUCGUGACCAAGGUGCCGGGGUUCCCGGUGCACGAGAACGACGACGGCAACCAGCCGGCGAAGGGGAUGAUGAAGGCGAGGGUGCCGAGGUGGCUCGUCUCCAAGAUGGGGUGGGCGUACGCCGACGUGGGGCGCGAGCUGCGGCUGAGCCAGGCCGCCGGCUCGGCGUCCAACGUGGUGGCCUCGCAUGACCUCGACUUGUACCUCAAGCUCGUCGCUUCUUGCACAGACUAG